Messenger RNA from Acomys russatus (golden spiny mouse), 996 nucleotides. It is a transcript of the gene Zc3hav1l, whose product is annotated as zinc finger CCCH-type containing, antiviral 1 like. The transcript is spliced from 4 exons. The coding region runs from base 76 to 957 and encodes 293 amino acids. NCBI's taxonomy places the organism in Eukaryota, Metazoa, Chordata, Mammalia, Rodentia, Muridae. The record is from RefSeq and is a predicted model, not a curated record.
GGUCGCUAUGGCGGCGGGGGAGGAGCCUGCAGGCCCCAAGCUGGCGGGGACGAACUGCGCGGGCUCCGGGGGGUCAUGGCGGACCUCACUGUCUGCGCCUUCCUCACCAAGGUGCUGUGUGCUCACGGCGGCCGCAUGUUCCUGCAGGACCUGCGCGGCCACGUGGAGCUGUCGGAGGCGAAGCUGCGGGCGGUGCUGCAGCGCGCUGGCCCCGAGCGCUUCCUGCAGCAGGAGGUGGAGCUGCGCGACGGCCCGUGGGACCCGGAGGCCGAGGUGGCUGGGGGCGCGGGCGCGGGCUCGGGCGGCGGCGCCACGGCCUGUAGGGUGGUGGCCGUGUCCUCCGCUCGCCUCUGCGCCCGCUACCAGCGCGGGGAGUGCCAGGGCUGCGACCAGCUGCACUUGUGUCGCCGCCACAUGCUGGGCAAGUGUCCCCACCGCGACUGCUGGUCUACCUGCGUUCUCUCUCAUGAUAUCCAUACACCUAUCAACAUUCGAGUCCUGAAAAAGCACGGGCUUUUUGGCCUCAAUGAAGCGCAGCUCCGAAUCCUGCUUUUGCAGAAUGACCCCUGCCUCUUUCCAGAGGUCUGUUUGCCCUACAACAGAGGCGGUGAUGUCCUUUAUGGCUAUUGCAGCCUUAGGGAUGAAUGCAACAAGUUCCAUGUAUGCAAAUCCUUUGUCCGGGGUGAGUGUACACUUCAGACCUGCAAACGCUCCCACCAGCUCAUUCAAGCCGCCACCCUGAAGUUACUAGAGGACCAAGAACUGAGUGUUUCAAGUGUCGUGAACUUCCAGAUAAUCUCUGUCUACAGACAUAAGAAGUUGCACAAGAUGCUUGAAGACAAGGCAGCUGCUGCUGAGAACUCACAAGGCCUUGGGAAGCAAGGAGCCAGGGCUGGGGCUAGAGAUGCCAAGCCUCCAGUCCCUGCCCCUGCUCAAUUGCCCAGGAAGCCCCAGUAAACCUUAGAGAGCACGGAGGACAGGAGAAGCAGCCUGCCC